AGCUCCCGGUGACAUCGCAAAGAAUGUUGGAGAUUUUAUCUUCUUCUACCUCUGUGAGUAGGAGGUGAGGUUCUGAAAGUUCUCCCCAGCUAUGCCUACUGUAAGCCACAGUGGCACUAGCCACACAGUCUUCCGCUUGCUGGGCAUCCCUGGCCUACAGGACCAGCACAUGUGGAUUUCUAUCCCAUUCUUCAUUUCCUAUGUCACCGCCCUUCUUGGGAACAGCCUGCUCAUCUUCAUUAUCCUCACAAAGCGCAGCCUCCAUGAACCCAUGUACCUCUUCCUCUGCAUGCUGGCUGGAGCAGACAUUGUCCUCUGCACGUGCACCAUUCCUCAGGCCUUAGCUAUCUUCUGGUUCCAUGCUGGGGACAUCUCCCUGGAUCGUUGCAUCACUCAGCUCUUCUUCAUCCAUUCCACCUUCAUCUCUGAGUCCGGGAUCUUGCUGGUGAUGGCCUUUGACCGCUAUAUUGCCAUAUGCUACCCACUGAGGUACACCACCAUUCUUACAAAUGCUCUGAUCAAGAAAAUUUGUGUGACUGUCUCUCUGAGAAGUUAUGGUACAAUUUUCCCUAUCAUAUUUCUUUUAAAAAGAUUGACUUUCUGCCAGAAUAAUAUUAUUCCACACACCUUUUGUGAACACAUUGGCCUAGCCAAAUAUGCAUGUAAUGACAUUCGAAUAAACAUUUGGUAUGGGUUUUCCAUUCUAAUGUCGACGGUGGUCUUAGAUGUUGUACUAAUUUUUGUUUCCUAUAUGCUGAUUCUCCAUGCUGUCUUCCACAUGCCUUCUCCAGAUGCUCGCCACAAAGCUCUCAACACAUGUGGCUCCCAUGUCUGCAUCAUCAUCCUCUUUUAUGGGUCUGGCAUCUUCGCAAUCCUUACCCAGAGGUUUGGACGCCACAUUCCACCUUGUAUCCACAUCCCAUUGGCUAAUGUCUGCAUUCUGGCUCCACCUAUGCUGAAUCCCAUUAUUUAUGGGAUCAAAACCAAGCAAAUCCAGGAACAGGUGGUUCAUUUUUUGUUUAUAAAACAGAAAUAACUUUGGUUUAAGAACUGAGUUUUCAGAAUCUCUAGCUAUCUGGUAAGUGGGUAUGAAAGUGGUAGAUGGGAGAGGUCAGCUGAUACCG
Molecule: messenger RNA, 1124 nt
Organism: Pan troglodytes (chimpanzee)
Lineage: Eukaryota; Metazoa; Chordata; Mammalia; Primates; Hominidae
Gene: OR52B4
Product: olfactory receptor family 52 subfamily B member 4
Exons: 1
Coding region: 92-1036 (314 amino acids)
Biological process (GO): G protein-coupled receptor signaling pathway
Cellular component (GO): plasma membrane
Molecular function (GO): G protein-coupled receptor activity; olfactory receptor activity
Source: RefSeq, a predicted model, not a curated record